AUGUUAAUUUUUCUUACAGAAACAGUACUUGGUUUAAAAUUGGAUGCGAAUGGAAUCAAGGAGAAGCAGCUAAUGGAAUCGUUUAACAUGACUUGCAAACUGGUAACGGCACGUAUUGUAGAGCCCUGGUUGCAACUUGAUGCAUUAUACAAGCUAUUGCCAUAUCAAAGAACUUUUGAAAAAAAUAAAGAAAUUUUACGUAGGUUUGUCAAAGAGAUAAUCAAAGAAAAACGCAAACAAAUAAAAGAUAAUAUUAAAAUAGACACCGGUGACACCAAAAGUAUAAAAAGCUUUCUGGAACUUCAUAUAGUAUCGUCUGGCGUCGAUGGUCGCUUUUCUGACGAGGAGUUACUUGAAGAAUCGCUUGUCAUGUUGUUAGCUACUGAUAAUACUACUGUCGGGUUAUGUUUUACUAUUUGUUUGCUGGCUCAAUACCCUGAUGUGCAAGAAAAAGUAUUCCAGGAGUUACAAGAAGUGUUUAGUGAUUUGGACAGACAAGUAGUCGUCGAAGACUUGCCACGUCUCAAAUAUUUAGAAGCUGUGCUCCGAGAAAGUCUACGUUUGUAUCCACCAGGGCCUAUAAUUGUAAGAGAGAUCAAUGAAGAUAUAAAACUGACAUCGGGUGUAACCUUAAAAAAAGGAUGUGGAUUUUUCGUAAAUAUCUGGGGCACCAAUCGCAAUCCUUUGUAUUGGGGAGAAGAUGCAGAGCUGUUCCGCCCUGAACGUUUUCUUGACGGACAUUCGAGGCACCCAGCCGCCUUCCUAAGCUUUAGCCACGGACCCAGAAACUGUAUAGGAUACCAAUAUGCCAUGUUUUCAAUGAAAACAGUACUAGCAACAUUUCUACGAAAAUACCGCGUACUGCCCAAACAUGAAAAGAGCGGAAGCAGCGAAGUGAACCAUGAACCGAUGAAACUUACAUUUGACAUUCUGAUGAAGGAUGUUGACGGAUUCCGAGUAAGAUUGGUCGAAAGAAAAUAUGACAAAGUAUUUUAA
Molecule: messenger RNA, 996 nt
Organism: Arctia plantaginis
Lineage: Eukaryota; Metazoa; Arthropoda; Insecta; Lepidoptera; Erebidae
Source: the annotation of a GenBank genome assembly